Ceratitis capitata (Mediterranean fruit fly) is the source of this 1233-nucleotide messenger RNA. RefSeq lists its product as uncharacterized. Bases 1 to 1233 code for a protein of 410 amino acids. Lineage: Eukaryota; Metazoa; Arthropoda; Insecta; Diptera; Tephritidae. The transcript has a single exon. The record is from RefSeq and is a predicted model, not a curated record.
AUGUCAUCGAAGCAUAGCUGCAGAAAAUGUUGGUCACGCCAUCAUACACUACUGCACGAUGAACAAUCGUCGUCUACGUCUUCAUCCCAAGUGCCGAAUCAAUCAAAUCAAGUACCUGCAGUUACCACUCAAUGCUUGCGCAUACCAACACCCAAUCAAGUACCUCACACGUUUCUUCCAACGGUAGUUGCCACUGUCGAAGAUAAAUGGGGAAAUAAGAUGAGCUGUAGAAUACUACUUGACUCUGGAUCAACCAUACCAUUUGCUUCAGAAGCUUUUGUGCAACGCCUUGGUCUGUCACGAACAAAUGGUCGCGUAUCGGUUUCGUGUAGUGCCAGAGUUACUAGCGGUCGAAAACUUGAUGUCAACGCGUUUAUUUUAAAUAAGUUAACUUCGCAUAUUCCUGCACAGACUGUUAAUAUUUCUGCAGCAUUAUGGCAAUCGAUUAUAAAGCUACCACUCGCGGACCUAAGUUUCGCCGAAUCUGCACAAAUUGAUGUUUUGAUUGGCUCCGAUCAGGUGUGGAAUAUUUAUACUGGCGAUAAAAGACAGUUCGGACCAAACUUGCCAAUUUGGCUGAAUACCAUCUUUGGGUGGGUUGUUGCUGGAACACAUUUCUCCAAAAUCGAAGCUGAUCUAACUGCAGAAAGUCAUCAUGCUACCGUCAACAUUGAUGAUUUGUUCAGAUCCUUUAUGGAGGUCGAGGAUGUCAAACCUACACCACAGGAGAUCGAUAUGGCCGACCCGGGGGAGGCUCAUUUCGUAAGUACCCACACUCGUCACAUUAACGGCACGUACAUCGUCAAUUAUCCAUUUAUGGAAAAUGCACCGGUGAUUCCAUCUAAUUUUUCGCAAGCGGUGACGCGGUUUCUACAUAUGGAGCGCCGGCUUAAACGAGACCCAGCGCUGAAAACGCUAUACAUUAAUUUUAUGCAGGAGUAUCUUUCGCUUGGCCACAUGGCCCGUCUUGGACCUUCGGAAGUUGAAUGUCACCCGUCAGAAUGUUUUUAUCUGGCUCAUCAAGCGGUACUCAAACCAGAUAGUUCAACUUCAAAUUGCCGAGUCGUGUUUGAUGGAUCCUGUAAGGACUCCAGUGGCUACUCACUUAAUGAACGAUUGUAUAUUGGCCCACCAAUUCAGCGUGAUCUUUUUGGUGCAUGUGUUCGUUUUCGUCAGCAUCGUUACGAAUUUUCUGCUGGCAUAGAGAAAAUAUAUCGUGGCAUUAUAGUUUGA